UUACUAAUGUAUUAAUUGACGUUAAUAUUAAUUUCAUAAAAAUGAUUUUAAGAAAAUUAUUAUUAUUGAGAAAUCUAAUCAAAGUUUUAUGUUUGACAGCACUGGUUACUGUUGAUCAUAUCGACUGUAUCCGACGUAUCGGUGCUAUUGUCUGCUCGUUUAGUCAUCACAUUCACGGCUACAAUAAGAUCUACUGUCUGGACGAAGACCGACCAUUUUGUUGUUACUCUAACUCAAUAAACAUCAGUCAAUCACUGAGUCUUGUCGAUCACUUUGAAGAAAACAUUACUGAUGUGGACAACAAUAUUACCGAUAAAAUCGUUUCAAUAGCCUAUUGCUGUGAUUUCAAAGAACUGAAAAAUCAAAACUAUGGCCUAUUUUUAAUAAUAACAAUCACUAGUAGUCUGAAUGGCAUAUUGUUUGUCAUAUUGAUUGUGGCAAUUAUAGCGCUGAUUGUGUUGUGUUGUAUGAAACCUAAAACAAGUACACAACGUCGGUCGUCAUCGUCGGUUAAAGUGAAGAGACGGGUGGCAAACAAUAAGACAGAAGCAAAAGACAGUCAAAAAUCUAAUGAAAAUAUUGAUAAAUGCAAGAAAUCAAUAAAAACCAAUAGUAAACAGUUAGCUAAAAAUAAUAACGAUAGCAAUGAAACACUUCCUCCUAAUGAUGGCAGCAAUGAAUCUCUCAAUUAGUUACAAAAAUAGUGACAAAU
Molecule: messenger RNA, 712 nt
Organism: Oppia nitens
Lineage: Eukaryota; Metazoa; Arthropoda; Arachnida; Sarcoptiformes; Oppiidae
Exons: 2
Coding region: 42-692 (216 amino acids)
Source: RefSeq, a predicted model, not a curated record